AUGCCCCCGCGGGAGCUGGCAGAGCCGGAGCCGCCUCCGGCCCGGGCCCCGACCCCUCCCCCGCGGCGGGGCAGUACGGCCCCGGAGCUGGGCAUCAAGUGUGUGCUGGUGGGAGAUGGAGCGGUGGGUAAGAGCAGCCUCAUCGUCAGCUACACCUGCAAUGGGUACCCGGCCUGCUACCGACCCACUGCGCUGGACACCUUCUCCGUACAAGUCCUGGUGGACGGAGCCCCAGUCCGGAUUGAGCUCUGGGACACAGCUGGACAGGAGGACUUUGACCGUCUUCGAUCCCUCUGUUACCCAGAUACCGAUGUCUUCCUGGCCUGCUUCAGUGUUGUGCAGCCUGGCUCCUUCCAAAACAUCACAGAGAAGUGGCUUCCUGAGAUUCGAACCCACAACCCCCAGGCCCCUGUUUUGCUAGUGGGCACUCAGGCUGAUUUGCGGGAUGAUGUUAAUGUACUGAUUCAGUUGGACCAGGGGGGUCGGGAGACACCUGUGCCCCAUCCCCAGGCCCAGGGUUUGGCGGAAAAGAUCCGAGCCCGGGGGUACUUGGAAUGCUCUGCUCUGACUCAAAAGAACCUGAAGGAGGUGUUUGAUGCGGCUAUUCUCAGUGCCAUUGAGCACAAGGCUAGACUGGAGAAGAAGCUCAAUGCCAAGGGUGUCCGGACACUCUCCCGCUGCAGAUGGAAGAAAUUCUUCUGCUUUGUUUGA
Molecule: messenger RNA, 711 nt
Organism: Gracilinanus agilis (Agile Gracile Mouse Opossum)
Lineage: Eukaryota; Metazoa; Chordata; Mammalia; Didelphimorphia; Didelphidae
Gene: RHOV
Product: ras homolog family member V
Exons: 3
Coding region: 1-711 (236 amino acids)
Biological process (GO): small GTPase-mediated signal transduction
Molecular function (GO): GTPase activity; GTP binding
Source: RefSeq, a predicted model, not a curated record